CUAAUGUCGCUUUGACUGUUGAGUAGAGGUCUGCUGUGGAACCCGCUCCAAUGCCUAUAAUGCACUUAGUAUUAUACACUUGUAACAGCCGUACCCACUUUCUUUAACAACUGUUAACCAUGACAUAAACAUUCAUACAAAGUACAUGCCUGUUGCUUUCACUGUUUACUGCUACACAUCAGAAGCGAGAUUAUUUGAUCUUGGCUACUAAUUAUGCUGUGUUGGAUGUUAUUUCACUAAGCCAUUCAACAAAUAAAUUGUUCAAUUCUUUCACAUCUGAAGCAAAUUUCAGUAAAAACGGAUUCAUGUUGGUCCAAUCACACGUAACGUAGACACCGGUUGAGAGGCGUGUUCAUCCAACAGAUCCCCUGAUGCUGUUCUGCGGUGAAGAUGGCGGAGAGAGGAGACGGCCAUCUGAAACCAAUAAACGGAAAACACUUUUGAUUGUAUGCCGUCUUUCGUACAGCGUUUGUGUAGUUAGUGCUGAUCUGGCCUCCCAGGAUGGACAGUGCUUAGAUGUGGGCAACGUUUAAGCUGAAUGCAUUGUGAUUUCCAAUAAUUGAGACAGUGAUUUCUAAAAAGCUGUCUUCAUUAAUGAAAAGAACAAUGUAGUCAGCUUAGCAUAUUCAACCGUGUACAUGAAUAUUGUUGAAUAGGAGUCUUAAACUGUGUAAUAUUCAUGCAUGUGUUAGAGCUGCAAUUUUUUAGCUAAAUUAGGCAGACCCCUUCCCACUUGCAUUCUCGCAUAGUUUUUAAUAGAGCUCUUUUAAAAAAAUUAAGCAUGGAUGUCAAUGAGAUUUUACCUCCCCUCCCAUUGGAGCCACCAGACGCAGUAUUGGCGGGGAAUGAUUACAUUAAAGCACCUCCACCACCUCCCCUGCAAACGUCCAGUGACGCAGAGGAAAUGGACGUUAGCUCUGGUGGUGAUGGACACCAACACACCCCAGCAGUGGACAGGGACAAACCGCUCCUCCUCAACAAGCGCACAUUGUCCAUUACUAGUCACCUGUCAGGUAGUCCUGACCCCAUGGACACGUGCCCUAGAACCGCUCGCCAUGCUCCCCCAGUUACAAAAUUCUUACCUGAUCUCAAACUCCUCAAAGACGUAAAGAUCAGCGUCAGUUUCUCAGAGAGCAGUAAGAGCAAAGACAGGAAGGUGUUGUACACUGGUUUGGGGCAGGAUAGAGAUGAAGAUCAGAGCCUAGAGGGCCUGAAUGGUGAAUUGCAUGAUUCUUUAGAGCAGAGGAGUGUGCCGGGAUGCUCGAUCAUGAGCACUGGUUCCUUAAGGUUAGCUAGAAACGGCGAAGAGCUGGAGACAGAGCAGGAGAACAAGGUUGAGUUUGCCGUGUUGGAUGACCUAGAAGACUUCAGCGAGAACUUUCUGGAAGCUGAAGAAGGAGAACCGAGUGGUUUCAGGUCUCAGAUGAUAGUUCAGCAGGAGCAAGCGCAUGAGGAGGAUCUGAAUUACUCCUACGAGGAGGACUUUGACAAUGAUGUAGAUGCCCUGCUGGAGGAAGGCAUGCCUAUGCCCAAGAAGAGGCGUCUGGCUGAAGACAAGUACACUGGAGACAGUGAUCACCAUUCAGAUGGGGAGGCCGGAGUUCAGCCCAUGAUGACCAAAAUUAAGACGGUUCUUAAGAGUCGUGGGCGUCCACCAACUGAGCCAUUACCCGAUGGGUGGAUCAUGACAUUUCAUAACUCUGGCAUUCCAGUCUACCUCCACCGGGAAACCAGAGUUGUAACCUGGUCUAGACCUUACUUCCUUGGAACAGGAAGCAUUAGGAAACAUGACCCACCAACCAGUAGCAUUCCCUGCUUACACUAUAAGAAAAUGAAGGAUCAAGAAGAAAGGGAACAGAAUGGAGAGGUGACUCCAACUGCAGAGGUGUCUCCUGUGAAAGCUGGAGAUGAAGGCAUAACAUUGGAGAGAGCUGAUGAGCCUGACUCUACUGCCACAGAAGAGCCGACAGGCAGAACAACAUCAGAAGAUCCAGAGCUUGACCUCAUGGAGCCAGGAGGAUCUUCAGAGGUGAAGGACAGCCAAGCCAAUGACACUGCACAGGGAGCGCUGGGCCAGGUCAAAGCCAAGGUGGAGGUCUGCAAAGAUGAGUCCAUUGACAUUGAGGAGUUUAGAAGCUACUUGGAGAAGUGCUUUGAUUUUGAGCAAGUGACGGUGAAGAAGUUCCGCACAUGGGCUGAGCGUAGACAGUUCAACAGGGACAUGAAGAGGAAGCAGGCCGAGUCUGAGAGGCCCAUUCUACCAGCCAAUCAGAAGCUCAUCACACUCUCUGUACAAGACGCCCCAACAAAGAAGGAGUUUGUCAUCAACCCCAACGGGAAGUCAGAAGUGUGCAUUUUACAUGAGUAUAUGCAAAGAGUACUCAAAGUGCGUCCAGUUUACAACUUUUUUGAAUGUGAAAACCCAAGUGAACCCUUCGGAGCCUCAGUCAUUAUAGAUGGUGUUACAUAUGGCACAGGAACAGCAAGUAGUAAAAAACUUGCCAAGAAUAAAGCUGCUCGAGCAACACUGGAGAUCCUCAUUCCUGACUUCGUGAAGCAAACGUCUGAGGAGAAGCCUGUAGAGGGGGAUGAACUGGAGUAUUUUAAUCAUAUCAGUAUUGAAGAUUCAAGGGUGUAUGAGCUGACCAACAAAGCAGGUUUACUCUCACCAUAUCAGAUCCUUCAUGAGUGCCUUAAGAGAAACCAUGGCAUGGGUGACACCAGCAUCAAGUUUGAAGUUAUUCCGGGAAAGAACCAAAAGAGUGAAUAUGUCAUGACAUGCGGGAAACACACUGUACGCGGCUGGUGUAAAAAUAAGAGGGUUGGAAAGCAGCUGGCUUCACAGAAAAUUCUCCAGAUGCUUCAUCCUCACGUCAAGAACUGGGGCUCACUGCUGCGUAUGUACGGCAGAGAAAGCAACAAGAUGGUUAAGAAGGAGAACUCUGAUAAGAGCGUAAUUGAGCUUCAGCAGUACGCCAAAAAGAACAAGCCAAAUCUUCACAUCCUCAACAAACUACGAGAAGAGAUGAUGAAGCUGGCUGGAGAAAGGGAGGAGGCAAGAAAGAAGCCGAAGAUGACUAUAAUGGAGUCUGCUCAACCUGGCAGUGAACCACUGUGUACUGUUGACGUCUAGCAAACCCUUGUUCAGCAUGUUGUGAUGGCACAUAGCACUGACCCAUGGUAAUAGUUCUAUAACAAAAGGUCAUCCUACCAUUACUGACUUAUGCAUUACUUUGGAGUGCAAAAUGGCAAUACUAGUUACAUUUGUAUUAUCAGAUUUAUGAGCUCUAUUCCCAGUCCAGUUAUUGCCCAUAAUGUAUGGGUUCGGUAAUAGUCAUACAUGCACUAAGGGAAGGUAGAAUAAGCAUUAAAUACCUCCAGAUGCACUUCUGCUCCUGAAAGUGCACCAAUAUUGACGGCUGUUCACAAAUAAUAUGCCUACUUUAAGGUAACUCGUACAAAUGAAGUAUGUUAAAUAUUACAGAAGCUUUUAAGUUUGUGGCUUUUAGAUGUUAAUAAAAAUGUUGCUUUUUCCCUUGUUAAA
Messenger RNA from Carassius gibelio (silver crucian carp), 3544 nucleotides. RefSeq names its product microprocessor complex subunit DGCR8-like. Bases 782 to 3133 code for a protein of 783 amino acids. NCBI's taxonomy places the organism in Eukaryota, Metazoa, Chordata, Actinopteri, Cypriniformes, Cyprinidae. The transcript has 14 exons. Gene Ontology annotation, cellular component: microprocessor complex. The record is from RefSeq and is a predicted model, not a curated record. Gene Ontology annotation, biological process: primary miRNA processing. Gene Ontology annotation, molecular function: identical protein binding; double-stranded RNA binding; primary miRNA binding.